AUGUCGACAAGUCAAGCACUCAGCGUCACUAGCCUGAAGGGCGAGGUCACUGCGCUCGUGGUCGACGACGAUAAGGUGAGCCAAGUGAUUCACCACCAUCUCCUGAACAUCCUCGGAAUCGAGAACCAUGUUGUCGGCAAUGGGAAAGAAGCGGUUGAGAUCCACCUAUCAGGGAAGAAAUUCAACCUCAUUCUCAUGGACAGGGACAUGCCUGUCAUGAAUGGCAUAGAGGCGACGAAGAAACUGAGAGAUAUGGGCAUUAGGAGCACAAUUGCUGGUGUUUCAUCUCACUCAGUAUCACAAGAGAGGCAAGCAUUCAUCGAAGCAGGUCUUGAUGACUAUCAUGAGAAGCCUUUGUCAGUUGCUAAACUCCUCUCUGUUGUCAGCAAAAUCAUGCACAAGGCAUAG
Molecule: messenger RNA, 408 nt
Organism: Syzygium oleosum
Lineage: Eukaryota; Viridiplantae; Streptophyta; Magnoliopsida; Myrtales; Myrtaceae
Product: two-component response regulator 24-like
Exons: 2
Coding region: 1-408 (135 amino acids)
Biological process (GO): phosphorelay signal transduction system
Source: RefSeq, a predicted model, not a curated record